Messenger RNA from Paramormyrops kingsleyae, 489 nucleotides. The record is from RefSeq and is a predicted model, not a curated record. NCBI's taxonomy places the organism in Eukaryota, Metazoa, Chordata, Actinopteri, Osteoglossiformes, Mormyridae.
AUGGGCCAGCCACCACUGGUGAGCAGCUGUAUGAGGAGGGUCAGAGCUACCCCUGCCUCCGGUCCUCCCAACUUCACGGGGCCCCCUGCCUCCGGUCCUCCCAACUUCACGGGGCCCCCGGCCUCCGGUCCUCCCUACUUCACGGGGCCCCCGGCCUCCGGUCCUCCCUACUUCACGGGGCCCCAUGCCUCCGGUCCUCCCUACUUCACGGGGCCCCAUGCCUCCGGUCCUCCCUACUUCACGGGGCCUCCGGCCUCCGGUCCUCCCAACUUCACGGGGCCCCCGGCCUCCGGUCCUCCCAACUUCACGGGGCCCCCGGCCUCCGGUCCUCCCAACUUCACGGGGCCCCCGGCCUCCGGUCCUCCCUACUCCAUGGGGCCCCCGGCCUCCAGUCCUCCCUACUCCGUACAAUCCAUCACCAGCUCCAAUGGCUUGGACGUGGUUACCCCUGCUCCUUCAGAACAAAAGGCCAACUCAUUACACCCUUAA